Cicer arietinum (chickpea) is the source of this 585-nucleotide messenger RNA. RefSeq lists its product as uncharacterized. The record is from RefSeq and is a predicted model, not a curated record. NCBI's taxonomy places the organism in Eukaryota, Viridiplantae, Streptophyta, Magnoliopsida, Fabales, Fabaceae.
CACUUAUAUUUUCCCUUGUUCGAUCACUAUAAAUAGUAAGUCGAGAACAAGGUAUCUAAACUAAGUAGCAAACAUGAAUAUCAAGCCUAUUGUCUUCUUCUGCUUCCUCAGCGCACUCCUUCUUAUCUCUACUAUAGCAACUCGACCAUCUCAUGAUGGAAAACAAGUUGGUGUAGAUGGUUCGGGAGGAGGCGGACCACAUGACGGUGGACCUGGCGGACCACGUGACGGUGGACCUGGCGGACCACGUGACGGCGGACCUGGCGGACCACACGACGGCGGACCUGGCGGACCACACGACGGCGGACCUGGCGGAGACGGAGGAAGACCUGGCGGAGGAGGAAGACCUGGAGGUGGAGGCGGACACGGAGGUGGAGGACACGGUGGACAUCCAUGAUAUGCAUGUGCGUAAUGUAUGUAACACAUCCCAAGCAGUAUGUAAAAUAAAGCAUGGACAUCUAUAAUAGUCCAUGCCUAAUCUAUCAUAGGAUGAACAGUUUCCUUUAAAUUAACAUGUUUUUUAACAAUAUCCUUAGAUCCCUCACAGUUAAAUGGAAAUGAAGUACCACGGUUUUCCUAUCUCAA